Gloeophyllum trabeum ATCC 11539 is the source of this 276-nucleotide messenger RNA. RefSeq lists its product as uncharacterized. The coding region runs from base 1 to 276 and encodes 91 amino acids. The transcript has 2 exons. Gene Ontology annotation, cellular component: ribosome; large ribosomal subunit. The record is from RefSeq and is a predicted model, not a curated record. Lineage: Eukaryota; Fungi; Basidiomycota; Agaricomycetes; Gloeophyllales; Gloeophyllaceae. Gene Ontology annotation, molecular function: structural constituent of ribosome. Gene Ontology annotation, biological process: translation.
AUGUUGUCCUUCGCCCUCACUGGCAUCGGCCGGCUCGCCUCGACCGCCCGCCUCUUCUCCUCCGCCGCCGUCCAGCAGUUUCCGAAGCUCAAGAGCCAUAGCGGCGCGAAGAAGCGAUGGAGGGCCAUCGCGUCGGGCGUAUUCAAGAGGGCCCAUGCAGGGCAUAAACAUUUGAACGUGCACAAGUCCCCGGCGAGGAAGAACAAGCUCGCGCAGACGGCGUACUCGCAUGGCUCGCAGACGCCGAAGCUGAAGAAGCUGUUGCCGUAUGCAUGA